Rubroshorea leprosula is the source of this 959-nucleotide messenger RNA. Lineage: Eukaryota; Viridiplantae; Streptophyta; Magnoliopsida; Malvales; Dipterocarpaceae. The record is from the annotation of a GenBank genome assembly.
AUUCCUCCAUUUGACCCAUGUCAUCAUCUUCAUACCACCACGGCACCACUUGCUAUGCACUCCCCCCUCCUUUCCCCCUAGCUCCAAGCCCAUUUAUAUCUACUUAGAUUUUCCUCUGUUUUUUCCAUAGAAAUCAACAAUGAAGACUCCGGUGGAAGACAAGUUCUCUCAGUUCUACGAGAGCUGGAUUUUCCGUCUUGAUGACUACUCCAACCAGCUGUUUACGUUGUCGAAACAGAGUGUUUGCUCUGAGGAAGAACAGAGAGCUCUGGUUUCCAAAUUGACUUCCCAUCACAAAGAAUAUUACACUGUCAAAUGGGCUUCCGCUCAUGAAGACGUGCUUGCUUUCUUCUCUCCGGUUUGGUUAACCAAUCCAGAGAAGGUUUUUUCGUGGGUUACUGGGUGGAAGCCGUCUGGCAUGUUUCGGCUUCUUGAUACCAUGAAGGAAACAGGGGUUCUAGGUGGGAGUUUGAGACGGUUGACGGCGGAGCAGGGAAUGAAGGUAAAGGAAUUGAGGAUGAAGAUAAGGCUGGAGGAAGAGAAAGUGGAGAGAGAAAUGGAGAGGCAGCAGGUGGCCAUGGCGGAUAGGAAAAUUGUGGAGUUGUUUAAGUUGGGGAGGCGGCUGAGGGAGGGGGAGUGCGUGGGGCAGGUAGAUGGGUUGGCAGAGGUGGCGGUGAAGAGCAUAAUGGGAGGGCUGGAGGGGGUCAUGAAGGCGGCGGAUUGUGUCAGGCUCAAGACACUGAAAGGGAUUCUCGAUGUCCUGAGUCCACAGCAGAGUGUGGACUUCUUGGCCGGGACUUGCAUGCUCCAGAUUCAGUUGAGGCAAUGUGGGAAGAGAAAGGUCGACAACCGAAAGAAUCAGCUACUUCUAGAAUGAACUGCAUGUCAUCCAUCCAGUCCUUGUAUUCUAAAUUAAGCAUGCUUCAUGUAACAUGUUUCAUUAAAAAAAAAAGGUUCAG